Pieris macdunnoughi is the source of this 753-nucleotide messenger RNA. NCBI's taxonomy places the organism in Eukaryota, Metazoa, Arthropoda, Insecta, Lepidoptera, Pieridae. The record is from the annotation of a GenBank genome assembly.
AUGUCUCAAUUCCAGGACGGUGCCGCCGGCGUCCAGCCGACGGAGACACUCCACAUACAGCACGACGGUCCUCUCGCCUCCGACAAGGAUCUCUUCAUUGACGAUGACGGCUCGGGCGUAGAGAUCGACGAGAGCUCUGGAUCCGGUUACGGCCCUGGCCCUGGCCCCGACGACGAAGAUAGCCGCGGCUCAGGUGACGUCCCAGACGCGCCUGAGGAUGACGAAGACUACACGCGAACCACGGAGGCUCCGAUACCCACUAUAUUCCAUACGAAUCCGUCCAGUCCGGACGAAUCAGAGCCUCUGACCCCACCUGUAGUGCAGCCCAUCGAUGUUAUUAGUCCGAGGAUAUUGUCAAGUAACCCGAGCGAACAAGAACCGCGCGGCGCGGGGGAGGAUCAGCCCUCGCGCCCGGAUAUCUCUGGAGACAUCAACUUGUCUGGAGAAACCGAUAUAAUAAGCCAAGCGGGAUCAAACCUAGAGCCAGAGACGCGGCCAGCGGACAGCGGUGUGGUGAUCAUGGACACGCCCCACGAGGACCGCGCAACCAGCUUCUUCGCACAACCGGGCAUACUAGCUGCCGUAAUCGGUGGAGCCGUAGUAGGACUUCUAUGCGCGAUUCUGGUAGUAAUGUUCAUAGUAUAUAGAAUGAGGAAGAAGGAUGAAGGUUCAUAUGCUUUGGACGAGCCUAAGAGAAGCCCGGCAGCAGCAUCGUAUGGGAAAGGUCACAACAAUCGAGAAUUUUAUGCGUGA